Molecule: messenger RNA, 312 nt
Organism: Exophiala aquamarina CBS 119918
Lineage: Eukaryota; Fungi; Ascomycota; Eurotiomycetes; Chaetothyriales; Herpotrichiellaceae
Exons: 2
Coding region: 1-312 (103 amino acids)
Biological process (GO): mitochondrial electron transport, ubiquinol to cytochrome c
Source: RefSeq, a predicted model, not a curated record
AUGCCCUCGCAAGAAGGUGUCCAGUCCUCAGGCCGCACGCCGCUGCGGGUGUACGGACCGCAGCCGACAUACAAGGCAUACAUUUCACCAUAUGGACCUAAAACAAAACACAUUCCUAACCUAAUGGGCAUGUCAGUACCCAAGGCCCUGCGAUACGGCUACCUGGCCUCCGGCUUCGGCGUCGCAGCGGGCGUCUUCGCUCUGUUUUUCUUCGGCGAUGUCCCCAAAGUACGGACCGAUAUCUUGCAGAAAAUCCCCGUCAUUGGCGACUACUGGGUGAGAGAAAUUCCUCCGGAGGACAACCCCUUCUAG